Molecule: messenger RNA, 690 nt
Organism: Racocetra persica
Lineage: Eukaryota; Fungi; Glomeromycota; Glomeromycetes; Diversisporales; Gigasporaceae
Source: the annotation of a GenBank genome assembly
AUGUCUACCUCAAACGUACAACGAAAGGGAGGAAGUCUCUCUUGUUUACGUUGUCGCGAAAAUAUUUCUGAAUCUGAUUUUAAGAAAUAUAACACGUUAUAUUGUGUUCAUUGUGAUAAUUCUUCGUUAGUACAAAAUAAUGUUCAACUUAAUUUUUCAUUAUCAAUAAAUGAUAAUGAAACUCAUGUUGCUAAUCAAGAAUCACAAGAAUUUCUAAAAUUAACCCAAAAAAUCAAAGAAUUAACCAACGAACUCAAUGAGCUUAAGAAAUCGAAUGAAAAAUCAGUUCAACCUAAAAAUUACGGAACUUCAAAUGUUAAGAUUGGAAAAGAUUUCGAAAAUGUAAUUAGUAAAGUUUUAAGAGAUAACGGGAUUCCAUGUAAUGUUGUUGGUGGUAGUGGAGAUUAUGGUAUUGAUAUUAUUGUAUUUUAUAAGAAAAAGGUUAUUUUAAUCCAAUGCAAAAGUCAAGAAUCUCCAUUAGGUAUAAAUGUUGUUACCAAAUUGAAUUCUGCUAUUAAUAUGGCUGAUGGUUCUUUUGGUAUUAUUGUUUAUGAUAGUAACAAAAUAGUUCAUCAUGAUAGUUCUUUAACAUCACAAGCAUGGUGUUUAGUAAAAAAUAUUGGUACUGAUAAGAUUAGAAUCGCAACAGAAAAAACUAUUUUUCAAAAAAUUAGAGAUAUGAUCCGUUAA